Messenger RNA from Manduca sexta (tobacco hornworm), 1762 nucleotides. Its product is annotated as putative nuclease HARBI1. NCBI's taxonomy places the organism in Eukaryota, Metazoa, Arthropoda, Insecta, Lepidoptera, Sphingidae. The record is from RefSeq and is a predicted model, not a curated record. Bases 189 to 1262 code for a protein of 357 amino acids. The transcript is spliced from 4 exons.
UUGGUUUGCAGUUGCACUUUGUCUAUGUCUUGGAGUUUUUAAAUUACCUAUUGCUUGAAUUACAAUUUACAACAAAUUAGUUGGAAUUAAAGAAUUUUCCAUUUCUAACUUGACAUCGCCAGAAUUGUCUUUUACACGAUACAUCCAAACAAAAUAAAUUGUAUUGGACAGAACUUUCACUUAAGAAAAUGAAUGCCGUUUUGUUGAGGCGAAUUGUACGACGUUGGCGCCAACAACGUACAAAUAUUGGGAGGCGUAUGCUUCGGGAUGCUGUAGACCCUCUAUCAUUGGAUCCUCAAUUCUUUAUACGCAAUUAUAGGGUCACUAAGGAUCUCUUUGUUUUUUUGUGCAAUAUUCUUGCUGACAGUCUAAAGACUCGUGAGAGGUGUACUGGAAUUUCCAAUCAAACAAAAAUCCUUGUAGCUUUGAACUUUUUGGCUACAGGAAGCUACCAAAAACCGGUGGGAAGUGAUUGGUCGGCACCCGUUAGCCAGCCAACUGCAAGUCGGUGCAUAAAGGAAGUAGUGGAAGCAUUGAAUACACUUCUUCCAACAUUUAUAAAAUUUCCGACUAGUGAGCCUGAUAAAAACAAAAUCAAACAAGGAUUUUAUGAAAAAUUUGGUAUGCCUGAAGUUCUGGGAUGUGUUGAUGGCACAUUAGUAGCUAUAAUUGCACCAAGACAUGACCCGAGUGAAGCAGCAUUUUUUAGCAGUAAAGGAUACCAUGCCAUCAAUGCAGCAAUAAUUUCUGACAGUGACUUAAAAAUCAUUGGCUUAUGUGCAAAGUUUGGAGGGGCAGCUCAUGACAGUCAGGUUUGGAGUUCAUGGAGCAUAAGCCAAUAUCUGGAACAAGAAAACAAUAAUGGCAAAAUUGGAUGGCUUUUAGGAGAUUCGGCCUAUCCGCAAAGACCAUAUUUAAUGACGCCUGUAUUGCAUCCUGUUGAAAAUACCCCAGAAGCGCACUAUACCAACAUGCAUGUUCGAGCGCGGAUCUGUGUGGAACAAUGCAUAUGGCUGUUGAAGGCUAGGUGGCGAUGUUUAAUGCCACACAGAGUAUUACAUUAUAAGCCUGCUAUGAGUGCCAAAAUUAUCAAUUCCUGUGCAAUAUUACAUAAUUUGUGCCUAAAUGAUGGCAUUGAAGUUGACUGUACUGAAAGCCUAGUUAAUGAUGAUAAUGAUGCCAUUGGAUCUGUACCAAUGGCAUCAUUUGCUGAUGAGCAUGCCAGGCAAGAAUUAAUUCAAAAUUUGUGGGGUAAUCAUUAAGGCAUUUUCUAAUUUCUUAUUAUUAAAUCACAAGAAAACCAUGCCAUUCACCUAAUGGUGAGUUAUAUGACUGCCCAUAAACAGUAACAUUUCUGUCUAGAAUUUUGUAUUACUGAACCCUACAUGACACUCCACUGCAGUUGUUAUUCUGAAAUGUAAUUUCAUUGGCUACAAAGUCCUUCGAACUAGAAUACAACAGUGCAUAUACACAGUUGCUUGGCAGCAAAAUAGACAUUGCGGUGUUACUUAUCUAGAUAAACCCUCGCAUAUGAAAGUUCUACCUCUAUUAUUUAUGUGUUAAUAUAUUUGGCUUAUUAAUCUUUCCUAUAUUAAUAAUCUAUUAUUACACACUAGCUUCUGCAGCUCCUUCCACAUCUUUUAGGCAUAAUAAGUAACCUACUUAUACCCAAUUCAUAGCCAAAGGUCAAUUUCAGUACUGUUUUUCAUAAAUAUUAAUUCAGCCGUUAAGAUGAAUUGAAAUAAAAGUAAAAUAGUUUAAA